AAUAAACCAGGAUUUCUCUGUCAUUCAGGUUCAUCAAUACCAGCCAGAGCUCAUCAGGCAAUAUGGCGAAAGACAGUAAGAAGAUCGUGGUGAUCGGGUAGGUUCACACUGCCUGUACUCCGCAUCUUCCAAAAGAAAGACAUAAGAAAUGAAAGCUGACGAUGAAAUAAACAAUAUAGCGCAGGCGUAAUCGGCCUCAGCAGCGCCCUCCUGAUCCAAGAAUCCCUAUCCUUGAAGAAAGAAAACUACGAAAUCAUCAUAGCAGCCCAUGAAUUCCCCCAUCCCCACACAACCAAGACAUCAGUCAACUACGCUUCCAUGUGGGCAGGCGCACACCUCCGCCCCAUCCCAGCAUCCACACCCCAACUAGAACGCGAAGCAAGCUGGUUCCGAAAAACAGCAGCCAAGUUCAGGAGCCAAUUCCCCCAAGAGCCAUGGCUAGGCAUCCUUCCCCUUCGCGGGGUGGAGUACCUUGCCGUUCCGUCCGAAGCGUAUCAAAAUCUCGUGCGUUCUGAAGAUACCUUCACGAAAGAGACAGCGUUGGAGAAUCUCCGCGUCCUCAACGAGAAGGAGUUACCCGAUGGCGUGGCGUUGGGGUUUGAGUAUGACACGUUCUGCGUGAAUGCGCCGGUUUACUGUAUGGCGCUUCUGCGGAAAUUUUUGGUCCGUGGUGGGAAGACGAUUAACAGGAAUCUGAAGAGCGAGUGGGAGGCUUUUUCGUUGGAGAGUAAUGUGAGGCUGGUUGUUAAUGCGAGUGGGAUGGGGUUUGGGGAUUCGAAAAGCUUUCCUACGAGGGGCCAGAUCUGUCUCGUUUCAAACCCAUUCGACAAAACCAUAACCAGACAGCAUAAAGACGGGACAUGGUCGUUCGUCAUUCCCCGCUGCUUCGACGGUGGAACCGUCAUCGGCGGGACGAAAGAUGUCAACGACUGGAACUCCGAGCCCUCGCUGGCCACACGGGAGGAGCUCUUCCGGAAAGCCGUGGAGACUUUCCCGGAGAUCAAGAAUAGCGCGGGACGAAUUGAUAUCAUCACUGACGUUGUGGGUCGGCGGCCGACUCGCGUGGAUGGGAUGAGGAUCGAGGCAGAGGUGAGACAGGAGGGAGGGGAAACGAGGUCCGUCGUCCAUGCUUAUGGCGCUGGGGGAAGAGGAUAUGAACUCUCCUGGGGCAUUGCUGGGGAUGUGGCUGAAUUGGUGGGAAGGGAGCUUCGGGAACAGAGCAAACCUGUGUCGAGAUUGUAAUAUGGAUUUAUACGAAUACGAUCCGAAGUGGAAUAUGCUUUUGAUCCAUCCCUCAUUAUCACUCCGCAUGUCACGAUACUGAGGUAUGGUGGCCUGUUCUGCCCGUACUGACUGCUGGUUCACGUGACCUGAGAGGGAGAUUGUUAGUACACGUGAGAUUCUGCCGUCCUAGACCGCCCUCGCUACCUAUCUCACGGCACAGGCAGGCCUACCUAGUAAUACGACCAUACAUGCGCCUAUCCAUUAGAGAUAUGUUGGAUCACGUGUUAUUCUGCCGCAUAGGUCCGCCCUCGCUGACCCUUUUCACCACGUAGACCUAUCUAGCUAGUUACCAAGCAACGAUAUACCUCCAUUAGCCAAGCCGCCAUACCACGUGACCUUUUCCA
Monascus purpureus is the source of this 1628-nucleotide messenger RNA. The record is from the annotation of a GenBank genome assembly. NCBI's taxonomy places the organism in Eukaryota, Fungi, Ascomycota, Eurotiomycetes, Eurotiales, Aspergillaceae.